Aplysia californica (California sea hare) is the source of this 3134-nucleotide messenger RNA. RefSeq lists its product as uncharacterized. Bases 2235 to 3134 code for a protein of 299 amino acids. Lineage: Eukaryota; Metazoa; Mollusca; Gastropoda; Aplysiida; Aplysiidae. The transcript is spliced from 3 exons. The record is from RefSeq and is a predicted model, not a curated record.
CUCUCUUUCCCUCUCCAUUUCUCACCUUCUCUCUCUCUCUCCCUCCCUCUUUCUCUCUCCCCCUCCCCUCUCUCGCAGCCAGCGGUUCUCCCAUGUCCCCGCCGGCUGGCAGCUGUAACCCACCGAGGUGUGCACGCGGACUACACUUAGAAAAAGUGUCGUAACUUACUUAUCUUUGUUUUGUUUUGUUGCGCAGAUCUUGUUCUGCCGCCGUAUCUAUCGCAGGUGGGCCUGAUUGUCCAAGAUUGUCAUUAUCUAGAGACAAAUAAAGCCGCUGUUUUAUCCUAAAAAAAUAAAUAUCACAAAAGAGGUAUCUUUCACAUAAUUAUUUUGUACGCAGUUAUCAAUUCAAAGUGUUCUGUAUGAAUAACACUUUAAAAAAAAUCACUUGUUUGGAAAUCUAUUACCAAAAGUAAAAUUUCUGCCACUUUCAGUUUAAAAAAAUGCAAGCCGAAAUCCCCUGACGUCUGUUUUGAAGGAUACAGUCUAUUUCUGAUACUUUAACAUGUGGUCCAUCGGGCAAAGAAUUGUGUCAAUGUAUUACAGAAAGGACGACUUAUGACAGAUACACCUUCCACGACUGGGCAUGACAUAAUAUGCUAACCGACCGUCUUCUCUUUCAUUCUGAUUCUCAGUAAAAAGAAACUUGGACUUUUCUCGUUUCGGACGGACCUUCUUGGGAAUGCUUCUAUCAAUAACGGUACCACACUAACAAUGCGAUUCGUACUUCAGAGAGAGUUGGACGGCUGGGGUUUAGUUCUAAGAGUGUGAGGAUUUCUUCUUCGCAGAUGUUCGGAUUUGUAUGCAUGCGGUUCUCGCUUUUGUUGUAACAGAUUCUGUGGAUCCGUCCGUGAGGAUGACCAGUGGCACUGACUGUGGGGGUCAGUUUAUGAGGAUACGCGUCUGGAUAUGAGGGAUGCGUUCAGAUGACAGGGUAUAAGAAAGGAACCUUCAACUGUGAAACUGCCCAAGAUCCAACCUUCAAAACAGAAAGGUCAAAACAAAUGGAUUUUGACAGAAAAGUGUACAUUAUAUCCAUGUAGCUGUAAAAAAUAGGAUGCAUUCCAUAUCGAAUAAGUGAAUUCCAAUGUAAGUUUUGCGUCUGUAUCACUCAAACAACAAUCUAGAACAAACAGGAGAAACUCGAAUUGGAACCACUUUGGCGCUCAAGUUCUCUGUGCCAUGAUGCAAAACGCGGAAAAAUCCGAAAGCUGGGAUCUUCAAAGAUAUUAAGUGCAUUAAAUUCUCUGAUCUUUUUCCAGUUCGACUACGAUUUACUUUCGUUUGAAUUUGAAUAAUUAUGCGUCAAUUCAAUUCAAGUCACUAUUUAAUUUGCCUUUAGCAUUUGGACUUUGUUUAUUAACUUUGUGCUUACAAUUUUACUGCAAUAAAGGAGGUGACAGAUAAUCGGGCAGGAUGGAGGACGCUGUUAAUACGUUGUGUGUGUUAGUAAUCAAAGCUCUCUUGUCGUAACACGAACCGACGUGGAUGUUUUUGAAAGUACUGUACAAGCUUUUGGAGGACAGUUUGUGUGUUCCGGGACUAAGAGUGAAGCUUAAAUUUGUGAACUCGUUGAGUGAAAUUCUCCACUGUUUGGAAGCAGCAUUUCCCCCCCUGAACUAGUGGCUAUGCUUUUGGUUUUAGUAUCCAAAGACGUUAGUUCUAUUCCCGAGAGGGGCAGUCUAUCUCCUUUAAUAUCUUCUUUUUGAUAAAAGAAGAAGAAGAAAAACAGCGACAGCAACAACAACAACAACAAGAAUAACAACAACAACAGCAACAACAAAAGGCUUAGCUGAGAGUAACAGACUUGCAAGUCUGAGGGGUAGGAAGAGAUUUCACUGACAUACAUUCACAUCACGACUCGGAAAGACGCACCUAUCGGGUAAGCCUUUUAUACGUAUACCCCUCGUGGGGAUAAAAUAUCGCAAACAGUUACUCGUUACAGACACAAAUACCACGUGGAAGAAAUAUACCACGAACAGUCUACCAUUACUAUUAUAUCACAUCUCGGUGAGGAAACUACUGCCUUUAGUUAACCCUUACAUACGCAAUCAUUACGAAAAACAAAACAAAAAAACAACAACCCCUUAUAUGAACAUACAUAACGGAGAGAAAAAAUAAAACUACUGUUUGUUAACUUCCAUUUGCUUAGACAUCACGAAGAAGAAAACGCUACUAUCAGUUGACCCUUAUACGCGUAACAACAACUGCCGACAGUUAAUCAGUCAUUCGCCAUGCCACCUGCAGCUAAAGCGUAUCAAACUCUGACCUUGACCUUCACCUUGACUGUGUUGUGUACCCUGACCUUCCAGCCGGCCCUGCCCGCCUCCACCAGCGUGCACGCCGACGAGUAUGACGUGGACCCCAGCUUCACCAUCUUCACUUACCACGUGCCGGACGACGAGGACAUGAACAGCACCUGGGAUGACGUCUUCGGGGUCACCGGCGGUCCCAUUGACCCUUACCUGGGCUACGACCUUGGAGGGGACGCUGGUGGCGACGUCAUACACAGGGAGGGCUCUCCGCCCAGUGGGGGUUCACAGGGGUCUUCCGCCGUCUUGACUCCUGACACGGAAGUCGAUAUGGUAGAACUGUUUCUGGAGAUGGUGGAGGAAUACGAGGAGAGUAAAGCAAAGUGUAAACCUGGCACCCAGCAUAAUUUAGGCUCAGGAGUCAUCAAACAAUACGGUCUUAACCGAUUCAAGGCGCAAGCUUUAGUCGCUGUAAACCGCGCCAACUUACUCACGCGCAUUUGGAAAAAUCCGACAAAAGGUAUCGUGGACUCGGAAUACCUUUUCUAUUCGCAAGUCCGGAAUAUUGUGGAGGGUGAUCCGGAAAUAUUCGCCGCUGGGAACUGUUAUGAUCAUCUUCAGUUCCAGGACUACUACCUGUUCUGUCCGUACGCACAUCGCAUGGAGGAUGGAAGGAUCAACGUGAAGGAUUUGUCCUUGGAGUACGACUAUCUGGGCAACACAUCAGAGUUUUUCUUCAGUGCCCGGAUGCACACGAGACACCAAGAGAACUUCAACUUCAGCAUUGGUAAGUGCAACAGAUACUUAUUGGUUGUUUGUUUUGCGGGAGGACUCAAAGAGUUCACAUUCUUACCUGCCAAUAUAGCGUCUGCGGAGGUUUGA